This is a messenger RNA of Neoarthrinium moseri, 1692 nucleotides long. RefSeq lists its product as uncharacterized. The record is from RefSeq and is a predicted model, not a curated record. NCBI's taxonomy places the organism in Eukaryota, Fungi, Ascomycota, Sordariomycetes, Amphisphaeriales, Apiosporaceae. Gene Ontology annotation, biological process: protein phosphorylation; positive regulation of transcription by RNA polymerase II. Bases 1 to 1692 code for a protein of 563 amino acids. Gene Ontology annotation, cellular component: transcription factor TFIIK complex; cytoplasm; transcription factor TFIIH holo complex. Gene Ontology annotation, molecular function: cyclin-dependent protein serine/threonine kinase activity; ATP binding; RNA polymerase II CTD heptapeptide repeat kinase activity. The transcript is spliced from 3 exons.
AUGCCGACCGCGACCACGCAAGCCCGGGUGGCCGUCCUGAGUCCGGUGCACGCGCUUGUGCCAGUCUUUGCCAGUCCCUCGAGUGCCGGGCCACAUUGGCGCGUCAGCAAGAUUGCGUCGAGCAGACUAGGCGCUGCUAGGGCGAUGCAUCUCUGCGCCGUAGUUGUUGGGCGCGAACGGGAAUUUAUUCUUGCUCGCUGCGCGACCCCGAUUCGAUCUGGCGUGUGGCAGCGUUGGCAGGUCCAGCGUCUUUCGGCAGCUGCCCGAACUGGGUCUGGGCCAGACCGUCUCCAGCAGCCUCGUCAGCUUCGGACGGCCGAGCCAAUCGCUGCCCUGCGCUCGACGACAUUCCUUCGCACAAGGCUGAGGGGAGCUCUCUCAACCGACCUCGACCUCGACCUCGACCUGGGCCACCCAUCCCCGAGCUUGCUUCCUCGCGAGCUGGUCGCAACCAUGGCCGUCUCCCCCAUGGUGCUGUAUCCGACGGAUGCCCUGCAGAAUGCCAACAUCAGAGCCGUGUCAUCGCCGCUGAAGAAUGCCAGCUCGGCGCAGGCGUCUUCCAAUGGCACGCCCGCCGCUACCGUCGUCCCCAAUGCGGCGGCGGCAGUCCAGUCGACGUCUCUGGAUAUCGCCGAGCAGUUGAACGAGGACGAGAAGCGCAAAUAUGUCAAAGGCAAGAAGCUUGGUGAGGGUACCUACGCCAACGUCUACCUGGGCCACCUGCGCAACGACCCCUCGCAGCUCGUCGCCAUCAAGAAGAUCAAGGUGCAGAAGGAGUACACCGAGGGAAUGGCCCCCGACGCCGUGCGGGAGAUCAAGCACCUGCAGGAGCUGUCCCACCCCAACAUCAUCACCCUGCACACCGUCUUCUCCUCCAAGGACCAGAACCUCAACCUCGUCCUCGAGUACCUCCCGCUCGGCGACCUCGAGAUGCUCAUCCGCGACGAGAAGGGCGUGCACUACGGCGCCGCCGACAUGAAGGCCUGGAUCGGCAUGCUCACACGCGCCGUCUGGUUCUGUCACGAGAACUUCGUGCUGCACCGAGAUAUCAAGCCCAACAACUUGCUGAUCGCCGCCGACGGCGAGGUCAAGCUUGCCGAUUUUGGUCUCGCGAGAAGCUUCUCAGAUCCCUACAAGCCCAUGACCUCCAACGUCAUCACCCGCUGGUACCGGCCCCCGGAGCUGCUGUAUGGCGUGAAGCACUACUCGGGGGCUGUAGACAUCUGGUCGGUCGGCUGUGUUAUUGCAGAGCUGGUCAUGAGGGCCCCUUUCAUGCCCGGUAACACCGAGCUCGAACAGAUCAACCUCAUCUGCCUGCGUCUCGGCACACCGACCGAGGAGAACUGGCCCGGCGUCACCAAGCUCAAGGAGUACACGACGGGCGACACCGUGACCCCCGUCCCGACAAAGACCCAGUAUCAGCAGUGGGGCUUCGGGGCGCUGGGCAACGAGGGCGUCGACCUGCUCAUGAAGACGCUGAGGCUGGAUCCCAAGAAGAGGAUAACGGCCCGAGAAAUGCUCGACCACGAGUACUGGAGUACCGAUCCCAAGCCCACUCGCCUCAAGGACCUGCCAAGGAAAGCUGGAGGGGAGGAAAAACUGGGCGCCGACCUCAAGAGGCCACCGGGUAUGGUCGAUGAGAGCCGAGGCAACAAGGUGGCGCGGAAGCUAGACUUUGGGGCUGCAAAUUAG